This is a messenger RNA of Cinclus cinclus, 1353 nucleotides long. Its product is annotated as C5a anaphylatoxin chemotactic receptor 1-like. Bases 286 to 1353 code for a protein of 355 amino acids. The transcript has a single exon. Gene Ontology annotation, molecular function: complement component C5a receptor activity; G protein-coupled receptor activity. Lineage: Eukaryota; Metazoa; Chordata; Aves; Passeriformes; Cinclidae. The record is from RefSeq and is a predicted model, not a curated record. Gene Ontology annotation, cellular component: plasma membrane. Gene Ontology annotation, biological process: positive regulation of cytosolic calcium ion concentration; complement receptor mediated signaling pathway; inflammatory response.
AUCACCUGGGCAGGUUCAGGACCCACCUUGGGAUCUUUAGGAUCACCUGGACAGGUUCAGGACCCACCUUGGGAUCUUUAGGAUCACCUGAGCAGGUUCAGGACCCACCUUGGGAUCUUUAGGAUCACCUGGGCAGGUUCAGGAUCCACCUUGGGAUCUUUAGGAUCACCUGGACAGGUUCAGGACCCACCUUGACCCACCCCUGCCCUACUCUGAUCACCCCCACCCCCACCUUAACCCCUUCCCCGCCACCCCCAGGUAUCCCCAGGUAUCCCCCGCCACACCAUGGACACGCUGCCCACCCCCUUCUACCUGUGGGACCCCAGCUGGAACGACACCUGGAACGACACCUGGAACGACCUCUUCGAGCUGGACGCGGCCGAAAUCCCGCUCGGCCACCGCUUCGUGCUGACCCUCUACGCGGUCAUCUUCCUCCUGGGCGUGCUGGGCAACGGCGCCGUGCUCUGGGUGACCGCGGCCGAGCUGCGCCGGACGGUCAACGGCGUUUGGUUCUCCCACCUGGCCUUGGCCGAUCUCCUCAGCUGCUUGGCCUUGCCCUUCUUGGCCUUGCCGUUGACCACUGACCACCACUGGCCCUUGGGCCGCUUUGCCUGCAAGGUGUUGCCGUCCUUGACCGUGCUGGCCAUGUUCUCCAGCGUCCUUCUGCUGACGGCCAUCAGCGCUGACCGCUACGCGCUGGUCGCUCGCCCGGUGUGGUGCCACAACCGCCGAACGCCCGCCUUGGCCAACGCGGCCUGCGCCGGCGCUUGGGCGUUGGCCGCGCUGUUGACCGUGCCUUCCUUCGUCUUCCGCACCGUCCGGCUCGACCACUUCUCGUCCAAAGCCACCUGCGUGUUGUCCUACGCCGCCGUCCGGCCGCACCAGCGCGGCACCGAGCUGACCACCGCCGUCGUGCGGUUCCUCUGCGGUUUCCUGGCGCCGUUCGUGGUCAUCUCGGUGUGUUACGGCCUCCUCUUGAGCCGCGUCCGCGAGAGGGGGUUGGGUCGGUCACAGAGAGCCACCAGGACGGUGCUGGUGGUCGUCGUCAGCUUCUUCGUCUGUUGGUUGCCGUAUCACGUGGUGGGGUUGGUGCUGGCGGCCGGCGCGCCGGACGCCGCGGCGUUUCGCGGCGCUCAGGCCGCCGACCCCGCGGUGGCCGGGUUGGCGUACGUCAACGGUUGCGUCAAUCCCAUCAUCUACCUGGCGAUGGGGCGGGGUUUGGGGCAGGUGAGGCGCUCGUGGCGGGCGCUGCUCAGGGGGGUGCUCAGCGACGACGCCGCGAGCGCGGCCGGAGACGGGCGGGGACGGAGCGUGGUCACUGCCGAGGAGGGCAGUGAGGGCACCGCGGUGUGA